This is a messenger RNA of Alosa sapidissima (American shad), 2994 nucleotides long. It is a transcript of the gene efr3a, whose product is annotated as EFR3 homolog A (S. cerevisiae). The transcript has 23 exons. The coding region runs from base 425 to 2884 and encodes 819 amino acids. Gene Ontology annotation, cellular component: plasma membrane. Gene Ontology annotation, biological process: protein localization to plasma membrane. NCBI's taxonomy places the organism in Eukaryota, Metazoa, Chordata, Actinopteri, Clupeiformes, Clupeidae. The record is from RefSeq and is a predicted model, not a curated record.
CGCGCCUUUGCAGAUGAAAAUUGGCCAUUAACCACGGGAAUGACAGCCAUAUGUUUUGGCGACGUCACGUCAGGCAUUGGCGUUGUAUUAUAGGGCUAGUGCAAGUUUGAAGCCUAUUCUGUGUGUGUGUGUGUGUGUGUGUGUGUGUGUGUGUGCGCGCGCGCGCAAUAGUCUGUGUCUGGCGGGGUUGUUUGCGAAUCUCUUCGAGUGGGAAAAGAGUUGGCAGGUGAUACAGGGAACAGGGCGGCGAAGACGGUGCGGUACGGUAGCGAUGAGCUUUGAUCUGUCCAGUAGCCUCUACGAGUAGUCAAUCUCCUCGUGCUGCAUUUCAGGAGCGCAGAUCGAAGGAACUGCGGAAGACGGAGCCUCGGGACCUGUCGUGGACAUUACAUUACAGGAACUACGUCUUGGCCGCUGUGGAGGAAUGCCAGCCGGAGUCUGUGGGUGCUGUGGGCCUCUAAGGCCUCGCUACAAGCGACUCGUGGACAACAUCUUCCCCGAGGACCCAAAGGAUGGCCUGGUCAAGGCCGAUAUGGAGAAGUUGACGUUCUAUGCGGUGUCUGCCCCGGAGAAGCUGGACCGCAUCGGAGCGUACCUGGCAGAGAGGCUGACACGAGACGUAAUGCGCCACCGCUACGGGUACGUGGUGAUAGCCAUGGAGGCUCUGGAUCAGUUGUUGAUGGCGUGUCACUCCCAGAGCAUCAAGCCGUUCGUGGAGAGUUUCCUGCACAUGGUGGCCAAGCUGCUCGAGUCACGCGAGCCGGACCUGCAGGUGCUGGGCACCAACUCGUUUGUGAAGUUUGCCAACAUUGAGGAGGACACCCCUAGCUACCACCGGCGGUACGACUUCUUUGUGUCGCAGUUCAGCGCCAUGUGCCAUUCCACACAAGAGGACGCCGAGACCCGCACCAGGAUCCGUGUAGCUGGCAUUAAGGGUCUGCAGGGGGUGGUUCGUAAGACGGUGAAUGAUGAACUUCAGGCCAUCAUCUGGGAACCUCAACACAUGGACAAGCUGAUCCCAUCACUACUGUUCAACAUGCAGGACACGGACGACACAGAGAGGGCAUCAGGAGAGGAGAAUCCGGCAUCCCUGGCCGAGAGCUGUUUCCGUGAGCUGUUGGGUCGAGCCGCCUAUGGCAACAUGAACAAUGCUGUGCGCCCGGUGCUGGUGCAUCUGGAUAAUCAUCGGUUGUGGGACCCGAAUGAGUUUGCUGUCUCCUGCUUCCGCAUCAUCAUGUACUCAAUACAGGCGCAGCACUCGCACCAUGUGAUACAGCAGGUGUUGGGGCAUCUGGACACACACAGUAAGAACACCCCUCGUGUCCGGGCCGGUAUCGUCCAAGUGCUCCUGGAAACCGUCGCCAUCGCAGCCAAGGGUUCCGUGGGCCCCACUGUGCUGGAGGUGUUUAACACACUGCUGAAACACCUGCGCGUGUCUGUGGAUGGGGAGCUCGCUGAUGGGAGACGGGGAUCCAGCAGUAGCGUGUCAUCAUCCCGCGCCAGAGACAGAGACAGCGUGUCAUCAUCCCGCGCCAGAGACAGUGAUGAAAGGAUUGUCCAGAAUGCCAUUAUUCAGACUAUAGGCUUCUUUGGGGGAAACCUGCCUGACUACCAGCGUGCUGAGGUCAUGAUGUUCAUCAUGGGGAAAAUACCGGUCUACGGCACACCCUGCCACACACUCGACACCGUCAAGAUCGGACACCAGGGCACUAAAAGGAUCCAAGCCAUGCUGCUCAACUCGCUCAUUAUGGUGACUUCGGGCUUUAAGUGUAAGACCAUGUGCGCUGGUCUACCUGCUCCCUUUCUUGAGCCGCUGUGUUCCGUUUCUCUGAUGGAAGAUUCCGAGCUCCGCCUCCUCGUUCUGGAGAUUCUUCACAACAUCAUCGAUCGCCAUGACAACCGAGCCAAACUCCGCGGCAUACGAAUCAUUCCUAAUGUUGCUGCUUUGAAAAUCAAACGUGAGAAAAUAUCCAAGCAGGAUGUUAUGUUCAUGAAGAAGCAUGGUCAGCAGCUGUACAGGCACAUCUAUCUGGGCUGCAAAGAGGAGGACAACGGCCAGAAGAACUUUGAGCUGCUUUUCACCGCGCUGGCCCUCAUCACCAUAGAGCUGGCUACCGAGGACGUCAUCAUAGACCUCAUACGCCUGUCACUAGCGCUGCAGGACAUGGCUCUGGCCAAUGAGGAGAACUUGCCGAUGUUCGUCCGCUGUGGCGUCAUGGCCCUGGUGGCAGCCUACCUCAACUUCCUCAGCCAGAUGAUCGCCAGCCCAGGCCUGUGCCAGCACGUCAGCAAGGUGAUCGAGUUGAGGAAUCUUGAGGCUCCAUAUCUACUACCUGAGCACGUGUUCCGAGAGAAGUGUCCGCUUCCAACGGCACUGCAGGCUGACGACAGGGCGGUGUUUUUUGGUGUGUGUGACAUGGCGGAGGCGCUGUGUGGAUCAGCCUACAGUGUAGAGCGGCUUCCCAUCCCUUAUGUUCCCCAAGUCACAGAUGAAGAUCGUCUGACUCGUAGGAAGAGCUUUGUGGACACCAUCUCCUUACAACUGGACAUCCUGUCCAACAGCCUACCAGACAAGUCACACCUGGCUGAAGAGAUCACCUUUGAAACUUUGAAGAAAGCAAUAGACACCACAGGUCUUGAGGAGCAGGAGAAGGAGAGGAGGCGACAGGUGAUGGAGAAGUUCCAGAAGGCUCCAUUUGAGGAGAUCGCUGCCCAUUGCGAGUCUAAGAAUAACAUGCUUCACGAUCGCCUUGCACAGAUCUUUGAGCUAACUAUCCGGCCGCCUCCCAGCCCAUCUGGCCCCGCCUCCAUCACAUCUGGCCCCGCCCACUACCAGUCUGUUCCUGUCUAUGAGAUGAAGUUCCCAGAUCUGUGUGUCUACUAGUCUGUGUGUGAGACAGUGAGAGAGAGAGACUAGUGUGUGUGGGAGAGAGACAUUAGAGAUUAGUACGCACUAGUGUGUGUGUGUGUGUGAGGGAGAUUAGAGAUUAGUAC